Messenger RNA from Cuscuta campestris, 2557 nucleotides. The record is from the annotation of a GenBank genome assembly. Lineage: Eukaryota; Viridiplantae; Streptophyta; Magnoliopsida; Solanales; Convolvulaceae.
CUUAACCAUUCAGACUCUGUAUAAUACUUAACCAUUCAGAGGCAAAUCUCUUAACCAUUCAGACAUCUGAACCAUUAAGAGGCUGAAACAAACAGUCUGAACCAUUAAGUGCUGAACCAUUCAGACAUCUGAACCANAUGGGUAAGUGCUGAACCAGUAAGAGGUCAAAACCAUUAAGUGCUGAACCAGUAAGAGGUCUGAACCAUUAAGAGCUAGUAUAUUGCUUAACUAUUCAGAAGCAAAUGUCUGAUCAAUUCAGAUAAGAGGUCUUAACCAUUCAGACUCUGUAUAAUACUUAACCAUUCAGAGGCAAAUCUCUUAACCAUUCAGACAUCUGAACCAUUAAGAGGCUGAAACAAACAGUCUGAACCAUUAAAGUUUAGAGGGAGGAGGCAAGUUGGGUGGAUAGUGAGUCUAAUUGGAUCAUCAACCUUCUUCCGCGGCCAUAUCUCAACUUCUCAACUAUGUCUAUCCAGCAGUGGAAGUGGAACUCCCAGUCUGUCAUCCUCCUUUUGCCUCUUAUUCAAGAAGCUCAAAGAUUGAGCAAAUGUGCAGUAAAAUUGGACUGAAAAAGGGAUCAUUAGCCGUCACUAAUAUUAUUAUUGUUCUUAGCCUCAACCAGAAAUAUAUUUCUUCCCCAAGCAGAAGGUUUCCGCUGCCAUUGUGAGAAUUUUUUUGUGCAUCAAGUGGGCACAUAGUGGUGGAUCAAGAAUGAGUGGGAGAUAUUCUGUGGCUAUGGAGGUGGUGUUUGCAGCAGUUUUGAUGUUUGAGGCCGGGAUGCUCUGUGGCGGAGAGACACUGAGCUUUUCUCUGGAGAGGGCGUUCCCGACAAGUCACGGAGUUGAGAUGAGCCGACUUAGAGCACGUGACCGUAUCAGACACGGCCGAACCUUGCAGUCCUCUUUAGGUGGUGUUGUCGAUUUCUCCAUCCAAGGAACUUAUGAUCCUUUCCUUGUCGGGCUUUAUUACACUCGUGUUCAAUUAGGUUCUCCUCCGAAAGAAUUCUACGUACAGAUUGAUACUGGAAGUGAUGUUUUGUGGGUUAGUUGUGCUUCUUGUAAUGGUUGUCCACGAGCUAGCGGGCUUCCGAUUCAACUCGAUUUCUUUGACCCGGCAAACUCUUCAACAGCUUCAUUGAUUUCGUGCUCCGACCGAAGAUGUGCGUUUGGAAAAGAGUACUCUGACUCCGCAUGUUCAGCUGAGAGUCAAUGUAGUUACACAUUCCGGUAUGGAGAUGGCAGUGGAACUUCAGGUUAUUAUGUAUCUGAUUUUAUCCAUUUAGACACAGUUAUGGGAACUACAACAAUUUCUAACUCAUCGGCUCAAGUUAUUUUUGGAUGCAGCACAUCUCUGGACGAGGAUUUGGCAAAGCCUGACCGUGCAGUUGAUGGAAUCUUUGGAUUUGGCCAGCAAGGCAUGUCCGUUAUCUCACAACUUUCAUCACACGGAAUAGUACCUAAUGUAUUCUCUCAUUGUCUGAGAGGAAGUAAUGAAGGUGGGGGUGUACUUGUACUAGGUCAGAUUGUGGAGCCGAAUAUCGUUUACACACAACUUGUCCGAUCACAACCACAUUACAAUUUAAAUCUUGAGAAGAUUCUUAUCAAUGGGCAACCUCUACCCAUUGACUCACAAAUAUUUGCGACAACCAACAAUCGAGGGACAAUUGUAGAUUCUGGAACAACUUUAGCGUACCUUGCAGAGGAAGCAUUUGAUGUCUUUAUUAAUACAAUCACCCAGAUUGUUUCAGGAUCUGCACGCCUUCUCCUUACCAAGGGGAACCACUGCUAUGUGUCCACAUCCAGUGUCUCAGACAUAUUUCCUACUAUUAGCUUGAAUUUUGCUGGAGGUGCAUCAAUGGUUUUAAAGCCUGAAGACUACCUUUUACAGCAAAAUUCUGUUGGUGGAAUUCCUGUUUGGUGCAUGGGAUUCGAAAAAAUUCAAGGCCAAGGGAUAACAAUUUUAGGAGACCUUGUGUUGAAAGACAAGAUUGUUGUUUAUGAUUUGGCUAACCAACGGAUUGGAUGGGCAAAUUACGACUGCUCGACAUCGGUAAAUGUUUCUAUAGCCAUACCAAGGGGUAAGGGUGAAUAUGUAAAUGCAGGACAGAUUGAUAACAACAGAUCAUCACACAAGGGCCCUUACAACCUGAAAUUGGUCUCAGUUUUGGCUUUUGUGUUGCAUAUAUUAACAGUGCUUGGCAUCUAUCUUGCUUUGUAAGUGUACAUUUCAGGUCAUAGUUUCCAGGUUGAUAAAUAUCUCUGCUUCUAUUAGCGGGUGUUUGGGGAGAUUAUGUCUUUUGCGGUCUAAAAUGGAUUCCAGAAGUGCUUUUAAGCAAAGUUAAGAAUAUUUGCUUUCCGCUUUUACUUGAAACUUUUGCCUUUUCAACAAUCUAUCACUCCCAAACACCCUCUUAGUUGCAUACUUUUGUAAUAUCUGUGGCUGCAUUUGAAGGCCAAACCAAACUUAAUAGUAUUCAAGCAAUGCUUCGUUCUUAAGUUAUGGAAGUGUUGCAUUGGCAAUGAUUCAUGUAAUUGAAAGUGCAUAAUUGGGAAUGUGA